Molecule: messenger RNA, 1866 nt
Organism: Trichoderma atroviride IMI 206040
Lineage: Eukaryota; Fungi; Ascomycota; Sordariomycetes; Hypocreales; Hypocreaceae
Source: RefSeq, a predicted model, not a curated record
UUCAAGAGAGCUUAUCAAGCGUGCAUCAACUGCCGCCGUCGAAAGGUAAAAUGCAUCAUGGAGUGCAAUGGUCAGGGCCUUUUACAAGCAUCCUGCACAAGGUGUAGGAGAGAACUACGCCAUUGCACGUUUAGUGCGGAGAGAAAUUCGCAGACCAACCCUCAAGAGGCCGGAGAUAUGCAAAGGACUGUAAAUCAAAGCGGCUUCCUGCCCAUUGGUACUGCGGAUGAACACAAUUCGAGGCCCGAAACACAUAUCCGUUCGAAUAACAGCAGCUCAAGAGCGCCGGAUCUGACAGAAAGAGCGGGCAUUAAUCUACAAUUUGCAAACCAAGAGUCCAGUUCCACGGCCCAUGUCGCCAUAUCGGAGCCCUGGCUUUCUUUUCGCCACCCACUCUCAUCCUCAUCCCCGGAUACGUUACGGUUUUGGAGCUCAUGGCAUUUUGUGAGAACUGGUCUAAUCACUGCACAAGAAGCAGUCACGUACAUUGAUUUGUUUUUCCAAAACAUGAAUAGCCUGUCCCCAAUCCUUCACUGUUUCUAUAGCAAUCAUAUGAAGCACGGUGAUCUCAUCUCCCGAGAACCUGUCCUUUGCUGCGCCAUAAUUGCGCUUUCGGCACGAUAUCAUGUGUUGGAUGUACACGGCGCCAUUACACGGGGCUUUUAUAUUCACGACCGCUUGUGGGAACACUGCCAAACAUUGUUUCAACGCUUGGUUUGGAAUCAACGGCGAACAAUCAAGGACCAGAUGGCUCACCUUGGUACAAUUGAGAGCCUUUUGUUGGCUGCGGAAUGGCACCCACGCUGUGUCCAUCUUCCUAUCGAGACUGAAUACUGGCAGCCUGAGAUGGCUCUUUCUGAUGAUGAGCAGACGACAUGCCGCAGCAAAGGUGCGAAAUGUCCCGCUUUGCCAAACAAAUGGCUACAGGAUGUGGAGGAAGCCGCUCAUAGAUCAGAUCGCAUGUCUUGGAUGCUCCUUGGAAAUGCUUUAUCUCUAAGCCACGAAUUAGACAUCUUUUCUGACCAAGAUGAUGCCCUAGCAGAUGUGCUUGAUUCAGCGUCUGAGCUGUCAUUUACAAAUUUCCUUCAUCUCCGGCGUCAUCGAGUGGGUAAACUUUUAUUCGUAUAUAUAAGCCAGCUUGCUUCACGAAUUGGUUGUUCCUUACCAAGAACGCCGUUUCACGAUAGUGUGUUGCGCUCAUUCCAAAACCCCGAAUCCAAGUUGGACCAUGAGUGGCACGAAUGCAUGACUUCAUGGAUAGAACUCAGCCGGCUGAUAAGGACAUCAUCCGACUUCCUCUUUCCCUCGAAGAAAGUGACGCAGGAGCUCUUACGGAGCGGCCGGUAUGCAGCCUUUCUGGGGCAUUUUCGCCCACUACUUUCCCAGUGGUGGGAUAGGUUCAAGAAGCAUGCAAACAAGGCCACUUGCUGGCAGCUCAUACUGGUUGAUUAUCAUUUUGUGCGAGUCUACAUCAACUCUCUGGCAUUGCAAGCCGUUGCAGGACGAAUGUGGAAAGAUGACGGGCGAAUGAGUAGUUCACAGGCCAAGGAUCGCCAGGAUUCCGACUUUGUUCGUGAAGUCAUCGAUGCAAGCAGUAGAGUCCUGGAGAUUGUGAUCGAACUGUCUCGAGAUGGCAACUUAAAAUACCUGCCCGUCCGCAUAUUCAUUAGGGUUGCUUCUGCCUCGAUGUAUUUGAUUAAUGCUCUAGCGCUGGGUGUACGCGGUAACGAGUUGGACCGGUUGUUGGGUUUGCUAGAUCGUACAGUUGAAGUACUAUGCCUAAACGCCGUCGAUGACGUGCAUCUCGGCUUUCGAUAUGCUGUACUAUUGAAAGAGAAUACGAGGGGUCUCCGGGAACGCUUCGUC